Molecule: messenger RNA, 1363 nt
Organism: Salvia miltiorrhiza (redroot sage)
Lineage: Eukaryota; Viridiplantae; Streptophyta; Magnoliopsida; Lamiales; Lamiaceae
Product: vignain-like
Exons: 4
Coding region: 239-1324 (361 amino acids)
Cellular component (GO): lysosome
Molecular function (GO): cysteine-type endopeptidase activity
Source: RefSeq, a predicted model, not a curated record
UUUUUGCAGAACAAACUAAACAAACACAUCAUGAUUAUCAUGUUAAGCAGCCAUAUCAUCUCAUCAAAGCUAACUCCCCUCCAAAAAUAGCCACCUUUUCCCCUUAACUUUAUCCACAAAAAAAAAAAAAGGCAUGCAGGUAUGAAAUCAAAUCCUAGCUCCAUAUAUACAUGCCAUUUCCCAUCAACAAAUUCUCAAACUCCAUUUCUUGAUUUCAAAAAAAAGAAAAAAAAAUAUCAUGGUGAUACCAAGGUUUCUCUUGCUCUCAAUUCUCAUUAUUGCCUCUGUUUCCACCUUUGCAAACUGCAUAGACUUCACUGAAAAAGACCUAAGCUCCGAUGAGAGCUUGUGGGACUUGUACCAAAGGUGGCGGAGCCACCACGCCGUCUCCCCCCGCAAUCUGGAGGAGACACGGAGGCGUUUCAACGUGUUCAAGGCCAACGCGCAACACAUCCACGCCGUGAACGAGAUGGGCAAGCCUUACAAGCUGAGGCUCAACAGGUAUGCUGACAUGACCAACCACGAGUUCAGAGCCUCGUACGCCUCGAAGAUCAAGCACCACCGGAUGCUGCGUGGCAGCCGGGCGAGCACAGGGUUCAUGCACGAGGCGGCCGGGGAUUUGCCGGCGUCGGUUGAUUGGAGGGCUCGAGGUGCAGUCACUGGAGUCAAGAAUCAAGGGGACUGUGGUAGUUGUUGGGCUUUCUCAACUGUGGUGGGAGUUGAGGGCAUCAACAAGAUCAGAACUGGGCAAUUGGUGUCUUUGUCUGAGCAAGAAUUGGUUGAUUGUGAGCAAGAUAAUAAAGGGUGCGAUGGGGGAUUGAUGCAACAUGCAUUUGAGUUCAUCAAGAAACAGGGUGGCCUAGCAACCGAGACCUUCUAUCCCUAUCGAGCCACCGAUGGUAUAUGUGAUGCAACCAAGAUGAAUGUACCGGCGGUUACGAUCGACGGCUAUGAAAACGUGCCUGCAAAUGACGAGGAUGCGUUGAUGAAAGCCGUCGCAAAUCAACCUGUAUCCGUCGCUAUGGAUGCCGGCGGUUCUAAUUUGCAAUUUUACUCCGAGGGAGUAUUCACGGGCGAAUGUGGCACGGAGCUAGACCACGGGGUAGCGGUUGUGGGUUACGGGUCCACACUCGACGGGACCAAAUAUUGGAUCGUGAAGAACUCGUGGGGGCCCGAGUGGGGCGAGCAAGGCUAUAUUAGGAUGCAACGUGGUGUCGAUGCACGAGAAGGAUUGUGUGGUAUCGCGAUGGAUGCCUCGUAUCCUAUCAAGUUAUCGUCGGAUAAUCCGCAACCACCACCACCAACAGCUAAGGAUGAGCUCUGAGUCGAUCGAGGAAGAUGUUUAGGGCAAGUUACAUGGAUG